AUGAGUCAGGAUGAUCGGAACAAGCUUGUCGAACAGGUCGUUGAUAUUUGUCAGACCGAUGCUGCCACUGCGAGAUCUUAUUUACAGUUGUUUAACUGGAAUCUCAACGAUGCCAUUGAGAAUCUUCUGAAUGCUGCCGAUGAUGGUUCUACGUCAGAAGAGUUUCCACUACAUCAGGAAGUGGUGUCAGGCAGCAACUCUUUUCGUGAAAGAGAACAACCACGACCUACUCCUGCCUCUGGUUCCUUUCAUCAAAGUGAAAGUAACUCUGGACCAAGGAUAGCUACACUUUCCUCGCUUGACGAUCGCAAGGGUCGUCAGCAUGGAACAGAUGAUGAACAGGGACAAGCUUUCUAUGUUGGUGGUGCGGAGCAUGGAGGUGGUGGUCAGCAGGUUCUUGGGCCACCACGACUGGAUAACCCAGAGUCCUUUGUCCAAGGCAUUUUCCGCGCAGCUCGUGAGGGCGGUGCGGAGACUCUGGACCACUCUCGAGUCUCUGAUCUCGGUUUUGACUCUGCGAGCCAUCGAGAAGCCUUUGCUGGCACUGGAUAUCGCCUUGGUGAAUCUCUCUCCGACCCGCUUGUGAAGGUGCCUGGAAAGCAGUCGUCUUCGAGGAGCGUUGGAGUGUCCUCUCACGGGUACGAUGGUGGGGAAGGGGAAGGUUCAAGUGAGGCCCAGUCCGUGGUUGUGAAAAUGUGGCAUAACGGUUUCAGUCUCGAUGAUGGACCUCUCCGGUCCUACACCGAUCCUGACUCCCUCGAAUUCAUGGCUGCUAUCAGGCAGGGACGCAUUCCUCCCGAAUUAAUUUCGUCGUCACGAAACCGCGAGGUCCAUGUCCUCCUGGAAGAUCACCACGACGAGCCAUACCAGCAGUCCCCAGCCCCGAAAGUGAAGGCCUUUUCUGGUGUGGGUCGGAUAUUAGGCAACCCAGCUCCCAAGGUGAUCACUAAUGCGCCCCCUGCUGUCACCGAUAUCACCUACUCUUCAUCCCUUCUUCGCUGUCCAGAAAUCGACCAGUCAAAACCGACUACUCAGUUACAAAUUCGAUUGCCUGACGGCUCCAGGUUGGUUGUUAAGUUGAAUCACCAACACACAGUACAGGAUCUGCGCGCCGCAAUAAUCAGUCAAAGGCCCGAGUUAGCGUCCCAGUCAUUCGGUCUGCACACCGCAUUCCCUCGAAAUGAGCUUACAGAUAACUCGGCCACGUUGGCAAGCGCAAAUCUACUCAACUCAACGCUUCUUGUUACCAGGAGCUGA
Molecule: messenger RNA, 1257 nt
Organism: Echinococcus granulosus
Lineage: Eukaryota; Metazoa; Platyhelminthes; Cestoda; Cyclophyllidea; Taeniidae
Product: NSFL1 cofactor
Exons: 8
Coding region: 1-1257 (418 amino acids)
Biological process (GO): proteasome-mediated ubiquitin-dependent protein catabolic process; nuclear membrane reassembly; membrane fusion
Cellular component (GO): cytosol; nucleus
Molecular function (GO): ubiquitin binding
Source: RefSeq, a predicted model, not a curated record